Messenger RNA from Scutellospora calospora, 566 nucleotides. The record is from the annotation of a GenBank genome assembly. Lineage: Eukaryota; Fungi; Glomeromycota; Glomeromycetes; Diversisporales; Gigasporaceae.
AUGCAAAGAGAUUAAAAGAAAUUCAAUUAACUAAUGAUGAAUGGGAUUUAAUAAGAGAUCUUGUUAAUAUCUUAGGACUGUUCUUUGAAACUACAGAGAAGCUUGGUGGUUCUGAAUAUAUUACAAUUUCUUAUAUACUUCUAUCUAUUUGGAGAUUAAUGAGAAGUCUAACUAUUUCUGAAAGUUAUACUGAUGAUGAAUUAAAUGAAGUAAAUUUUGAAACAGAUGACCUAGACUUAUCUGAUAGUGAUACGUUUCUUGUUUGCCUCCUUGAUCUGAGAUGUAAAAAAUUAAAGUUUGCAGCACCAACUCAGAGAUACCAAGCUAAGACUGCUCUUUGCAAUAAAUAUAAUGAGAUUAAAUCUCUUCAUAAAGCCUCAACAUCAUCUAAUAAAUCUUUUAGCUCUCGUGAAGAUCAAGACAAACAAGAAGAGCAAUAUCAAAUUUAUCAAAAAUCAUUUUUUAGGAUAGUUUUUAUGCAAGAUACUUCUGAAGAGUUAAAUGAUGAGCUUGAUAAUUACCUUUCUUUACCUGAAAUCUAUUUUAAAUCUGACCCUUUUAACUAG